GUAGAGUGAUGCCGGGCUGUUUGGUGUUAAAAUCUAGUACACAUCGUCCGUGUUUUCACGUACUUGUUUUUUUUUAAUAUUGUUAAUUUUAAGUGCUGCGUCCCACUUAAAAUUGUGGAAAAUUGAAGAAUAGUGUGUAUUCUUUUCGUGUCAAUAAUUUAAGCUAUCUGUUGGUGCAUUCGUCUAGUAAAAAUGAGUUCAAACGAAAAUACGUCGAACAAAGCUGCAGAUAAUGGAAAGAAGUUGAAUGUCGGUAAUCUGCCCUCUGAUGUGACCGAAAGGGAACUACGUGACCAUUUUAAGGAGUUUAUUGUCGAGAGUGUGGAAGUUUUCCACUAUUUGAAGUACACGAUUGCCCUGCUGCUGUUUCAGGAUAAGGAUACAGCUACCAAAGCUCUGCGGGCUAGAGAUGGGUCAAUGUUCCGUGGUCGUCGUCUUCGUAUGCAUAUCGAGUACAUCGCCAUUUGGAAUAUCAAGAAAAACGUCUUCGUUACCUUAGUGGAUGACGAAACAACCGAAGAGCAAGUGUACGAUAAGUAUGAAAAGGUUACCGAAAUAACCGGUGUGUUGGUUUUCCAUCCUUUGGCGUAUAUUUCCUGCAAGUCCCAGGAAGCUAAAGAAAAUGCCAUCAAGGAGCUGAACACAGAGGAAGUAACGGUUUUUGAUGUCACCGGACAUGACCAGAAUCAUCAUAUUGAAAUCUGGCGUGCGGCUAAGCUUUUCUAUCGAAAUCUUAAUCGAGUUUCCUUAAUUAAUUUACCCGAAAAUUGGGUAUCAAAUGAGGAUCAACUCAAGAAAGCUAUUGAAGGCACCGGAACGCUGUCGGAAGUAAAGGUCAUCAGUAACAGCCACGGCUCAGUCGCACAGCUGUUCUAUGAGGAUGAAGAAACUGCUCGUAAUGCUGCGCUGACACUCAAUCAGCAAGUAUUUGAGGGUAAACGUAUUCAUGCUCUCCAUAUUACUGCUGCCCUCAUCCCCAACUAUGACUCCAGUGUUUAUCUAACAGGAUUGGAUAAAUCGAUUUCUGAAGAAACAGUGUACACACAAUUUGAACAGUUUGGCGAAAUUGAGUUUGUUAGUCGACGCAAGUGUGCAGAUGAGCAUGCGAUCAUUUGUUUCAUGAAUCCCGGUUCGGCUGAAAGGGCGUUACAGUGCAAAUCACUGCCAGUUCCCAAACCAAGCAGCAGUGAAACUGAAGACCGGAAUAUUGGUGUAAAACGGUUCAAUGGUCCUUUAAUUAUUGAUCUUAAGCCAUCACACGUUAAGAAGUUACUGGAAGAUGGCGAAGAAUCCAAAAUGCGUCCACCACCUUUGCCAUUGGCAAAGCUUUGGCCGAUUUAUGUUGCUAAUUUACCGUUUACCGCCGAUAAACGUGACAUCCGUGACUACUUUUCCAGCGUUGGUGGUCACAUUAAAUUUAUUUUCUCACCAAAUAUUCCGGCGUACAAAACAAGCCAAACAUCAAUGGUGAUGGCCGCCUUAAUCUACUACGCUCGCCGAGAACAAGCAAACGAUGCCAUCAAAGCCUUCAAUGGGAAGCACUUCCAAAAUCGAUGCCUUCACGUGUUUCCCGGACGUAAGGACACCUACUUCAACCCGGAAACCUCCGUACGAUUGGUUAGACUCACUAUAGGUGCGACGGAAGAGAAACUUUUUGAGCGCUUCCGCAAGUUCGGAUUUAUAGAGUGUGUCGUUAAACGGAAUCGUAACACUGCUUUGAUAGAAUUUAAGGACAAAGCCGUUUGCAAUAAAGUAUUACAGUUGGCAGACAGCGAGAAGCCAGUUCGGUGUGGAAUAGAACCUUUGACGAGCCGAGUCAAUCGUAAGAUUUUCAAAGAGAACGAUGAAAAGAUCUCACUUGCUAUGCAGGACAUCAUUGAUAAAAAUCCAGCUGUGUUGGAAAAUGUAUCGCUUCAUAGAUUCAGUGGGCCACCACCACUUAAACGAGGGCGUUUUAAUGGACCAGAUCAACAGAACUUCAAUAACAAUGGCGCCAACAAUCGCAAUGACUUUAAUAACGGUGGCAAUGGUAAUGACCUCAGUAAUCCGCAGGUUAUACAGGACCUGUUACGGUUGGCAUUUAUCUCAGGUAAGAAUCUCGGCGAAGGUUUGGCAAGUGGCGGCAGCAACCCUUUCAGCUCUGCAGAUUCAGCUUUGGCCAGUCUGAAUCUUUCCAAUGGGUUCAGUGGACGCAACUUUGGAGGGUUGAGUAACGGCAACUUUGGAAACGGUUCUGGUAACCGGACCAAUUUUAACAAUGGCAACAAUUCUGGUAAUCGUAACUUCAACCAGAAUAACCAAAACAAUCGUAGCAACAAUGGGGGAAACAAUUUCAACAACAAAAACAAUCAAAAUCAAAAUAACCAAAACCGGAACAACCAAAAUAACCAAAAUCGUCAAACCGGUGGUGGAAACCAAAACAACAAUAGACGCUUCUAAGUUGUCGGUCUCAUCUAUAUUGAAAUUGGGUCAAUUUAUAUCGACGAAAAGCACACACUGAACUACUACGGAGGCGCCGGGUCGAUUUUCCAUCACUUGAAACAGCAUGUCGACCCACUUUGAAAUUAUCCGAAACGAACGAUUCAGUUCGUAGUAUUGUACGACAUUCUAUCGAAAUGGUUCGACUUUUCCAGCAAAUCGAACGAUUGUGGAACCGAUAAAUAUUUCGACUAAUUGUUUGAUGCGUAAGAUGAAAGGUGAACACAAUUAUGAAUAACAAUUUAAUGAGAGAACAAUUUCAAUAAUUGAGUAACAUAAAUCUUAUAUUUUUCACGAUUUGAUAAAUUUUAGAAAGAAUAUAUUGAUAAAUGUGCAUGAAAAUUAUCAAACAUAUACGAAGACAUAAUUAUUGUAUUUCAACAUAUUGGUAGUGUUUAUCAUUGUAUUUACAAUUAAGAUUUGUUUUUAUCUAUUCGCUACAUUAAUAAACUAUAAAUGGAACAGAAGUGAAAUUUCACACUAUACAUACAUAUAAAAACCGAAAGACAAAUUGAAUGAAAUGAAAAUUUGAAUCUAAAACAUUGUAGCACAAACCUUUAAAACAUUUUGACGAAAAAAUAGCAGUUUGUCGUUUUAAAAUAUUGAUCAACUCGUCGAAAAUUUUUUGCAAAUCUGCUUUGACAUUACAAGGAUUGAUUGGAUCUGUUAUCUUUCCCUCAUCGAGUAAAGACAAGUUUUAAUGAAACAAUUUAAAAUAACAAACAGAAAUCACAUAACAAUAUAAACUGUAUCUUAUAAUCGUAAGAGUUUGUCUUCACACCUUGAAAAAUCAAUUAAACAAUAAUAUGCAUAGUGGAAAUUUUCGCACUCAUCUUACUAAAGCGUGGCUGUCAACUGGAGUAAAAAAAACUUAAUUCUGUCAACUAUUCUGUUGGUGGAAUUUUUCUAUUAAAUAAAUAACCAUUGAGAAUGCAUGUGACAUUUUUUAUGAGAGGUGGCAGCAACGUGGUGCGCUAAAUGGUAGAAUUAAUAUUUUUGCCUUUUUUAUUUCUUUCAAUAGACUUUACUUUCUACACGUUUGAAUAAUACACAUAGAUAGGUACUUCGAUUUUUUUUCCUUUCACUUUUAAAUUUUGUCUAGCUUCUGCAGACAUUAAAUAAUUAAAACCAAGCCAAUUCAAAUCAGCAUUGGUUAUGGCACAAUUUUUCAAAAUCUGAUGAAUUGAAUGAAAAAACUGUUUAUUCGGAAGUUCAUUCCAUGUGUGCGGAGCACCGGUCUCCCAAGCAGCGAAAGCUGGAUGAGUAGUGUUUCAAUUGGACACUCCGGGCGAGAUUCGUUUGCGUUAGUUUUCACACAAGUUUGUCUUCAGAGUUUUUCUAAUGACGAUGUCUGGGCUGGACGAAAACGCGCCCGUACCCUGGAUCGGCACAGGCUGUCUCUGUUGCUAGUCAAGCGAGGGUAACGCCAGCCUAUUAAAGAGAAACCAUCAAACACCGAGAAAACGAACAGUGAAUGAAAGUUCAAUAUUUAAUAGCCGUAACAUUAGACACAACAUUAAUUUUAGUGUGAAUAAUGAUAAUAUAUUGAACUUAUAAAAUCA
Molecule: messenger RNA, 4040 nt
Organism: Uranotaenia lowii
Lineage: Eukaryota; Metazoa; Arthropoda; Insecta; Diptera; Culicidae
Exons: 7
Coding region: 193-2439 (748 amino acids)
Cellular component (GO): nucleus; cytoplasm
Molecular function (GO): mRNA binding
Source: RefSeq, a predicted model, not a curated record